This is a messenger RNA of Drosophila montana, 976 nucleotides long. RefSeq names its product vacuolar protein sorting 60 (gene Vps60). NCBI's taxonomy places the organism in Eukaryota, Metazoa, Arthropoda, Insecta, Diptera, Drosophilidae. Gene Ontology annotation, cellular component: multivesicular body. The record is from RefSeq and is a predicted model, not a curated record. The transcript is spliced from 5 exons. Gene Ontology annotation, biological process: late endosome to vacuole transport via multivesicular body sorting pathway; vesicle budding from membrane. The coding region runs from base 92 to 772 and encodes 226 amino acids.
ACAACUUAAGCAAGAAGCAGAAAAUUAGUCAUCAAACAAAAUUCGCUUAAAGUUCUUCAAGUUUUUGUAAAAUACAUCCGCAAAGCACAAAAUGAAUCGACUUUUUGGACGUGGAAAGCCCAAGGAGCCCGGACCGAGUCUAAAUGACUGCAUUUCUGGCGUGGACGCACGGGCCGCAAAUAUUGAGGAGAAGAUUGCGAAGCUGGAGACAGAACUGCGUAAAUACCGUGAACAAAUGAGCAAAAUGCGCGAAUCUCCAGCGAAAAACUCAGUUAAACAAAGGGCGCUGCGUGUACUCAAACAAAAGAAGGCCUACGAGCAACAAGCCGAAUCUCUGCGCAAUCAGUCUUUCAACAUGGAGCAGGCCAACUAUGCCGCCCAAUCGCUCAAGGAUACUCAAGCCACGGUGGCCGCCAUGAAGGAUGGAGUCAAGCAAAUGAAAACUGAAUACAAAAAAAUCAAUAUCGAUCAAAUCGAGGACAUACAAGACGACAUGGCCGACAUGUUGGAGCAGGCCGAUGAAGUGCAGGACGCACUGGGCCGCACCUACGGCAUGCCCGAGGUGGAUGAUGAUGAUCUGCAGGCCGAGCUGGAUGCAUUGGGCGAUGAAAUGGCCUUGGAUGAUGAUUCCAGCUACUUGGACGAUGUUGUUAAGGCUCCCGAAGCGCCAGACAGAGAGCCAGGCGCCGACAGUGUUAAGCCCGGAAAGAGCACCAUUGAAACGGAUGAGUUUGGCCUGCCAAAGAUACCGACCUCUUUGAAGACUACAUAGAUACCCUCACUCAUAUAUAUGUACAUAUAUAUAUGUGCAUGUUCAUAUUAAAUCCAAAAAUGAAAGCCAUGCCAGGCACGCUUGUUUCCAUGCAGUUUAUAAAAAACAAAAGCCGUUUAAGUUUAUUCACACAUUGCUUUAUAUAUUUUGUAUGAAUUUUCGUUAUGUUCUGAAGCAGGCCUAUUAAAAGGUUUUGCACACUGA